UAUUCAAACGGAAAAAGCAAAAGAGGUGGAAAGAAAAAGAUAAAGCAAAGUGUUGAGUCAGUCAGUCAGUCAUGCUAAUGCUAUUGCUACCAGAAUUUGCCGUUCUGCAUCUCUAUACUUACCUUUCAUUUACGGCAACAACACAACACUCUAUCACCAAACCCUAGAUACUACCGAUAACGGUCGAUUAUCUCUUCCUCAACUUCUACAUUCAUCACUCUUACACAAAUCUCUCAUCCAGCUGUUAAUUUCCUUCUGGUUAACUUACUUUUACUCAAAAUCAGAGAGUUUCAUCGGUUACAGUAUCGGCAUUUGAUGGUGUACAAUAAACAAAAAUGAAAAGGAUUUAUGAAUCAAGAAAGCUUCCGGAUCACCAACAAUCGUUUCGUAUGGACAAGUUACCACACACACAAUACAUUUCGGUAGAAGACGACGGUUAUCUUGACUUUUCCGAUUUACCCGUGCCCGUGAAGCCAUGGAAGGGGAAAGACUCACUCCUUGACAACGAGCUUAUUUUAGAUAUUAGCACGCUAAAAAGAACCGACGAUUCUCUAGAUGAUAUCGGUUCCACAUCAUUCUCGGGAGCUAGUCAUCCCCCAGAGCCCAUUGACAUCGAUUUCAUGAGCCCGGUGCGUGUACCCAUGGGUCAAACCAAAUCACCCGAUCCACAAUGCUUACUGAAAACCUUGUCAGUAAAGGGCCCAUUUCUAGAAGAUUUGACGCUUCAAGAUUCCGAAAUCAAACAAAGCCCGUUAGGCCCAUUACUUGGCCCGUCACCCGAGAGCUCCCCGUUACAAGAUUCGGAAAAAGAGUGCGUUUGGGACGCUUCUUUACCUCCUAGCCCGCAUAGUAGCAUUGAUAGUACCGGUAUUAUCACGGGUAUGAGCGUUGCGAACAGCUGCUGUACGAGCAAUGGGGUUACAAGUGACGGAAUGCUUAGUGUUGAUAAAUUUAACGAAAGUACAAAAGGGAGUGUACGAGGGGAUUCACUAGAAAGCGGAAAAACAAGUGUUAGUCGAGCGAGUGAUAGUAGCGGGCUAAGUGACGAUAGCAACUGGAGUAAUUUCACCGGGAGUGUUAACAAGCCUCACAAAGGGAAUGAUCCGAGGUGGAAAGCGAUUCUUUCUGUUCGGGCCCGAGACGGGCUUUUGGGCAUGAGUCAUUUUAAGUUGCUGAGACGGCUCGGUUGUGGUGACAUUGGUAGUGUGUAUCUUUCUGAACUGAGUGGGACCUACUGCUGCUUUGCAAUGAAGGUGAUGGAUAAAGCAUCCCUUGCUAAUAGAAAGAAACUGUCACGAGCUCAGACCGAACGAGAGAUAUUACAACUGCUUGAUCACCCGUUUUUACCGACUUUAUAUACUCAUUUUGAAACCGAUCGGUUUACUUGUUUGGUUAUGGAAUAUUGUCCCGGUGGUGAUCUGCACACGUUACGGCAACGCCAACCUGGAAGACAUUUUUCAGAACAUGCAGCAAGGUUUUAUGCUGCUGAGGUUCUAUUAGCGCUCGAGUAUCUCCAUAUGCUGGGAGUCGUAUACCGAGACUUGAAGCCCGAGAACGUGUUGGUACGUGAUGACGGUCACAUAAUGUUAUCCGACUUUGAUCUUUCUCUAAGGUGUGCGGUUUUGCCUACGCUCGUGAAAUCAUCUCAAAACUGCGACACGUCCAAACGACAGUCAUCGUGCAUCGAGCCCACAUCCGUUUGCAUCCAACCCACGUGUUUCCUCCCGCGCAUUUUCACUCCAAAAGCCAAAAAACGAAGCGCUCACAAAUCCCGAGCUGACCUCACCCCACUAUUCGGAGCACUGCCGGAACUCGUUGCCGAGCCGACCGCUGCUCGGUCGAUGUCAUUUGUCGGGACUCAUGAAUACUUGGCACCCGAAAUUAUCAAAGGGGAAGGGCAUGGGAGUGCGGUAGAUUGGUGGACUUUCGGGAUAUUCUUACACGAGUUAUUAUACGGUAAAACCCCUUUUAAGGGUUCGGGAAACCGAGCCACUUUGUUUAACGUAGUUGGGCAGCAGUUAAAGUUUCCGGAAUCACCGGCUACGAGUUACGCGAGCCGGGAUCUAAUCAAGGCGUUGUUAGCCAAAGAGCCGCAAAACAGGCUUGGAGUCAAAAGAGGAGCCACUGAGAUCAAACAACACGCGUUUUUUGAAGGUGUUAACUGGGCUCUGAUCCGUUGCAGUACCCCGCCUGAAGUGCCGAGAGCUAUGGAGGUGGAACCGCAACCUGUGAAUUUCCGGGAAGCCGCCCCAAUUGGGGCGGGUGGGGCGGGUAACGAUAGCAAGAGAAUGGUGGAUGUGGAGACGAAGCCUGGGGGUAAUUUUGUGGACUUUGAGUUCUUUUAACUACCCUUAUAUAGAUUUUUGUUUAUGUUGUUAUCGCCGACUAUUUAUUCUCACCGUGUGAUCAAAUGUUGUAUUUUGGUUCGUUGCAUGCAAGUACUGUUGUGGUUUUGUCUACUUAAAUGCGUUAUACUUGUUCACUUUCUUCGGAAAAAUUUUUAACAUAGCGAUCGUAAUGUUCAAUGUGAUAGUCGACUUUA
Messenger RNA from Helianthus annuus (common sunflower), 2542 nucleotides. Its product is annotated as serine/threonine-protein kinase D6PK. The coding region runs from base 336 to 2345 and encodes 669 amino acids. The transcript is spliced from 3 exons. Gene Ontology annotation, molecular function: ATP binding; protein serine/threonine kinase activity. The record is from RefSeq and is a predicted model, not a curated record. NCBI's taxonomy places the organism in Eukaryota, Viridiplantae, Streptophyta, Magnoliopsida, Asterales, Asteraceae. Gene Ontology annotation, cellular component: cytoplasm; plasma membrane; nucleus. Gene Ontology annotation, biological process: protein phosphorylation.